UUAGUGUAAUAUCAUAUUUGUGUCAUAAACAUACAAUGUGUUGAUCGAAUCGGUCUAAAAUAUUUAUUUUGUUACUAAUACAAAACGUAAUGUUUGUAAUAAAGUUCGCAUAAAUAACAGAAUAUAAAAGUGAAUAACAGAAAAUAAAAUAAAAAAGUAACAAAAAAAUAAUAAAACAUUUAUUUUACAUUAAUUCUAAGUGCCAAUUUUUAUACCUUUUGUGAAAUCUUAAAUAUGACUAUUUAUAAAGAAUCAACAAAUAUGUUUUCUGUAAUAAUAAUUAUGUCAUUACUGAUAUUAUUUUGCAAUGGCGAUCAAUUUGUAGUAAAUAAUAUUACGAGUGUUAAUAAUCCGGAAUCAACAACAAUCAACGUUGCUGAAAAUCUUGAGAAAGAGUACGUAAGUACAUUUACGUACAUAAAUACGUUAUACACUGAGACGACAACACCAGCUUCAGAGUUGGAUAAUUUCCCAAAAGACUGUUCUCAAAGACAAAAACGCAAAAACCUUUAUCGACAUAAAAAUUCGCGCCUAAAGAAAUGUUGCCCCAUUGGCGAAAGCCUAAGCAUGAGUGAAGAGAAUCAAAGCGGGGCGAUGUGUGGAUCCGCGAACCUGCAAUUUACACCAAACCUCAUUAAUGUAACACUGUUUGACAAUUGCAUUGAAGAUAUGGAGACUGAGUAUACACUGCCUUUAGAAAUUGGAAAUCCCUGUAAUACAUCAAUCUUAUAUAACGAUGUAGAUGAUUUGUUUUUUGUCGUUCAAGAUGGCUCGUUACUUGUAAUGGAUUUAUAUGCAAACGAUUCGUAUGAAUUGUAUAAUAAUUAUUGCAUUGAUAUAAGUAAUAUAUCCGGCAUUACAUUCGCCAUUGUUUGUAUUACAUCGGUGGCAGAGCAUAUUAGUCGCAGUCAGAUUGUCGUCGUUGCCAUUCUAAUGCUAUUAUCUAUACCCUGUCUUAUAUUAGUCGCUUACCUACAUUUGCGAAUAAAGGAACUACGAUCUUUACAUGGAACAAUUCUGAGCUGUAUGUCAUCUUCAUUAGCAACAGGUUUCUUUCUAUACUUUCUAGUACAUAUAUUUAAUUUGGAUGAACGUAAUGUGGGAUAUGUCGUCCAAUUUUUUUUAUUAUCGUAUUACUUUUGGUUUUUCUCGUUGUGCUGUAAUGUUUCAUUAAAUAUAAGGAUUCAUAUUCCAUUAAAUAAGAAGAAAUCGAAAUUAAUAACAAGUCUAUAUUUUGGUUUUUAUUGUAUAAUGUCAUUGAUUGGAGCUGUUAUUCUGGUUAUUUUAACUAUUCAAAAGGGUCUUCCUGGAAUGCCCUCGUACUUUAUACAGGGUUAUACUGAAUCAAUCCGGGAAUCACAACGAUAUUUCAUACCUCCAGUAUCUACCUUGCUUCUAUUUAGCUUUAUAGUGAUGGCAUCUGCUUUCUUUGGAUUUCAAAAACUAAAAUCUCAAGGUGUUAUUGUAAAUUCAAAUGACGAGGAUCUCAACAAUCCAUUAUACGAUGAAAACAUUUUUCAAGAAGUUAAAAAAGACGCAAAGUGUAUUAGCUUACUAGGAUUAAUACUUAUAUCCACAUGGCUGUUGGAAAUAGUUACAUUCUACUCGCCAGGACCACAGAUUUACCUUAUAUUAAUGGAUAUGAUAAAUGGUCUUCAAGGAGUAUUUGUGUUGCUUAUUUUCUUAGUUAUACGAAGAAGACGUACAAUAAUUUUUCGAUGGUGGAACGACAGGGGGUCGCAUACUAUUGAAAAAAUAGAAUUAAAUUCAAUUUAGAUUCGUAUAUUUUAUAAUUUUUAAAUUAUAUACAUUAGACCCACUCACAAAAAAAAUGGUUUUUGUUCGUUGUUAUGUCAUAUGAUGUUACCAAAAAUAUUAUGGGUUUAGUGUUGUCCACUCAUGAAAAUAUCAUAAUUUUACCUAGCCUCAAAAAACCUUUGUAUUGUUUUUAAUUAUUCCUAAAUAUAUAUUUCUAAUGUAUUGAUAGCCGUUCGUGAACUGGAUCGAUUACAAAAAGGGCCCGUAUUAAAUAUAUUGUUUCAAACCAAAACUAUAAUUGAAAAAAAUAAUUCGAAAAAUCUUUUUUUUUUUAAAUUUGAUCGCGUUUUUAUUUCUUAUACAGAGUGAGUUGGUCUAAUUGCCGGUCCACAUUAAGAAACUUUUUUUGGGAAACUUUUGAUUUUGCGUGAGAGAGAAAGAGAGAGAAUAUCAUUCAAUUCUCUCGCGGUAAGGAGUUUCCCAUUCUCGGAAACUUGUUUUGUUUUGUUAUUCUUCUCAUUGGUACAACAACAAAUCAAUGCAAUUUACACGUAGUUUCUGAAACAAAAGUUUCUAUGUGUGGACAUUAAGGAAACUUUAAAUGAGAA
Molecule: messenger RNA, 2366 nt
Organism: Lucilia cuprina (Australian sheep blowfly)
Lineage: Eukaryota; Metazoa; Arthropoda; Insecta; Diptera; Calliphoridae
Product: probable G-protein coupled receptor Mth-like 14
Exons: 6
Coding region: 235-1776 (513 amino acids)
Molecular function (GO): G protein-coupled receptor activity
Source: RefSeq, a predicted model, not a curated record